Molecule: messenger RNA, 1230 nt
Organism: Diaporthe amygdali
Lineage: Eukaryota; Fungi; Ascomycota; Sordariomycetes; Diaporthales; Diaporthaceae
Product: dna repair protein rad14
Exons: 3
Coding region: 1-1230 (409 amino acids)
Biological process (GO): UV-damage excision repair; nucleotide-excision repair, DNA damage recognition; nucleotide-excision repair involved in interstrand cross-link repair
Cellular component (GO): nucleotide-excision repair factor 1 complex
Molecular function (GO): damaged DNA binding
Source: RefSeq, a predicted model, not a curated record
AUGGUGCGCCCUUCCACCCCGCCGCCGCAGGCAAAUUCACAAGCCGUGAAUGUCUCACCUCCCACCCCGGAAGUCACGCGCAAACUUGAAGAAUCCCGCCUCCGCGCAAAAGAUCUCCGUUCACAGCGAGAAGCCGCCGCCCGCGCAUCCGGCACCGAGCAGCCCGUCGCCAAGUCAUCCUCGGGCUUUGUCGACACUGAGGACGUUCACGUCGUAGCCCCCGGCAAGCGAUCACUGCGCAAGCGUCCCUACGAAUCCAUCACACAAUCACAUAUACCAGAAACCAGCCGCGAUGCGCGGUCACCUGCGAAAAGGCAAGAUGUUGGCGGAAGUAGCGGGGCAAAUGGCGGUAAUGAAGACAGCUCCGUGCCACGCGCGGCGAACAAGAAGUUUGCGCGCUUUGUGGAUUAUAACUUCAGCUCUAUGACGGACACGAAAGGAGGGUUCUUGUCGACCGAGGACGACCCCUUCAACAAGAGCAUGUCGGGGGGCGGGCCGUCGCAAGGGGGCGUCAACCCAGACGAGCCGCAGCGGCCCAAGCACAUGACGGAGGCGGAGUGGGAACGGAUGCAGCUGCUGCGAAAACUUCAGAAGCAAAAGGCCGGGCCGUUCGAGCCCGGCCUGAGCGCCAUCGCCGACAAGGCUGAGCGCAAGAAGUGCAGGGAGUGCGGGAACCUGGAAAUCGACUGGGUGUGGGAGGAGGUGUUUGGGUGCUGCGUGUGCGGCUCGUGCAAGGAGAAAUUCCCUGAGAAGUACUCGUUGCUCACAAAGACGGAGUGUCGGGAGGACUACCUGAUCACAGAUCCCGAGCUCCGCGACAAAGACCUGCUCCCGCAUCUCUCACGGCCGAACCCACACAAGACGCACUGGCACGACAUGAUGCUGUUCCUGCGGUACCAAGUGGAGGAAUACGCCUUCGGCACGAAGUGGGGGUCGGCCGAGGCGCUGGACGCCGAGUUUGAGCGACGCGAGACUGCCAAGAAAAAGCGCAAGGAGGACAAGUUUCGCGACCGCCUGCUGGAACUCAAGAAGAAGACGCGCGCCGACGCCUUUCGCCGUGGCACCGGCAGCCUCGGCGGCGGGGACGCCAGGUUCGGUGAGACACUGGCGGCCGGCGGUGCGGUCAAGAAACAUGUACAUGAGUGGGGCCGGGCGGUUGUGGAUGAUCAGGGAAUGAGCAUCAAGACAUGUGUGAGCUGCGGGAUGGAAGUUGAAGAGUUGGAGCUUUGA